Molecule: messenger RNA, 1669 nt
Organism: Pollicipes pollicipes
Lineage: Eukaryota; Metazoa; Arthropoda; Thecostraca; Pollicipedomorpha; Pollicipedidae
Product: ankyrin repeat and LEM domain-containing protein 1
Exons: 3
Coding region: 122-1261 (379 amino acids)
Biological process (GO): double-strand break repair via homologous recombination; resolution of meiotic recombination intermediates
Cellular component (GO): cytoplasm; nucleoplasm
Molecular function (GO): DNA endonuclease activity
Source: RefSeq, a predicted model, not a curated record
GUUCGUAACGAAAGGCUUAGUACAGCGGGGACGACCUGUUCUAGGGCCUUGCUUAGGACGGCAAUACCAGUUAAUAGGGAGCAGACAGUAAGCCAGCAGGAGGCCUGCUGCUGCAGGAGCCAUGUUUUUCCAAUCAGGAUGUGAGAAUGGAGACAUAGACAGCGUGGUCAGUGAAACUGAAGAAGAGCCAUUCAGUCUGCUGGAAAACAUUUCACAGCUAACACUGUCAUCAGAUGGGGUGCUAGAUGAGGCGUGGCUGGCUGACAGCUGCCUGUCAUAUGCCGACCGCUCGUCCGUGACGUCGGCCUCCGACACGGACCUCUCCCCGGACGGGACCCUCGCCGCCAGGUCCGGGGACUCAGAGGAGGAGCCAACAGCCGGGGGCGACACGGCGCCCUGCUGCCAUGGCCUGAACAACCUGAGCACCGUCUAUGAGCGGAGCGGUGACGCCACGGGUGAUGGGAGCCUUAACGCCACCUGCGAGCCCGACGUGGCCAGCGUGGCGUCUGACUGCCAGUCACGCUGGUCUGACUUCGUGUCGUCAGACGAGGAGUACUUCACAGCCGACGGCGGCUCGAGCGCACCGCCGGCCGCCGAGCUAGCGCGCCGACUGCGCGAGCUGGGCUACUCGCCGGGCCCAGUAACGGCCGACACGGUGUCGCUCUACCGGCGCCGGCUGGCGCAGCUGGAGGAGCACGCCGCCCGCUUCACGCCGCAGCUGGACGCCUGUCUCCGUGCGGCGCCUGCGCAACUGGGUCGGCUGGCAGCGCUGGAGGAGAGCGCUGCCGCGCGCCGCUCCUGCUUCAACUAUCUGCUGUUGGACCCACGCGUCACGGCGCGCGGCGGGUCGGGCGGGCCUCUGCCGUUCGCCACCUUCGUCGGCGCCGUGUUCUACGUGGGUAAGGGGCAACAGAGACGGCCAUACAGCCACCUGGUGGAGGCGACCGGCGCGCCGGGCGCCGCCGCCUGCGCCAAGGUGGAGCACAUCCGCGCCAUAUGGCGCGCCGGCUUCGGGGUGGUGCUGCUGUGCGUGUUCCAGCACCGGCUGUCGGCCGAGGCGCUGACACGCGAGGCGGCCAUGAUCGACGCCAUUGGGCUGGCCAACCUAACCAACGUGCGGCGGGGCGAUUACUACGGCCCGCCCAAGGGCUGGACGUCGGCAGAGCGCCGCCAGCUGGGCGCGGGCCUGCUUCACAAGGCCUGGCGCAUCUACCUGGUGGAGGGUGAGACUCAGCUGAAGCCCGAGGACAUCGGCAAGUGAUCCUCUGAUCCGCGCGGCCGGGCGGCAGACCCGACUGAAGCCCGAGGACAUCGGCAAGUGAUCCUCUGAUCCGCGCGGCCGGGCGGCAGACCCGACUGAAGCCCGAGGACAUCGGCAAGUGAUCCUCUGAUCCGCGCGGCCGGGCGGCAGACCCGACUGAAGCCCGAGGACAUCGGCAAGUGAUCCUCUGAUCCGCGCGGCCGGGCGGCAGACCCGACUGAAGCCCGAGGACAUCGGCAAGUGAUCCUCUGAUCCGCGCGGCCGGGCGGCAGACCCGACUGAAGCCCGAGGACAUCGGCAAGUGAUCCUCUGACCCGCGCGGCCGGGCGGCAGACCCGACUGAAGCCCGAGGACAUCGGCAAGUGAUCCUCUGACCCGCGCGGCCGGGCGGCAGACCCGACUGGGAUA